Echinops telfairi (small Madagascar hedgehog) is the source of this 3682-nucleotide messenger RNA. It is a transcript of the gene RAB30, whose product is annotated as RAB30, member RAS oncogene family. Lineage: Eukaryota; Metazoa; Chordata; Mammalia; Afrosoricida; Tenrecidae. Gene Ontology annotation, cellular component: trans-Golgi network. The transcript has 5 exons. Gene Ontology annotation, molecular function: GTPase activity; GTP binding. The record is from RefSeq and is a predicted model, not a curated record. Gene Ontology annotation, biological process: Rab protein signal transduction. Bases 180 to 791 code for a protein of 203 amino acids.
GGCUCGCGACUACCGCUCGCUCCAGCUGAGCUAAGAGGAGCGGCAGCAUCAGGGCAGGACCUGGCUCCAGCCCUUGGACUUACGGACGCCCAGCACCUUCCCUGGCGUGGGUGACCCGUUCGCACAUCACUUCUGUGUAUGCCUGGGGUGGGGAGACAAAUCCCAAACCAGCUGUGUAAAUGAGUAUGGAAGAUUAUGAUUUCCUGUUCAAAAUUGUUUUAAUUGGCAACGCUGGUGUGGGGAAGACGUGUCUGGUUCGACGAUUCACUCAGGGUCUUUUCCCCCCAGGUCAAGGAGCCACAAUUGGAGUUGAUUUUAUGAUUAAGACAGUGGAGAUUAAUGGUGAAAAAGUAAAGCUACAGAUCUGGGACACAGCAGGCCAAGAGAGGUUUCGGUCCAUUACCCAGAGUUACUACCGAAGCGCCAAUGCCUUGAUCCUCACCUACGACAUAACCUGCGAGGAGUCCUUCCGUUGCCUUCCUGAGUGGCUUCGGGAAAUCGAACAAUAUGCCAGCAACAAGGUCAUCACUGUGCUAGUGGGCAACAAGAUUGAUCUGGCUGAAAGGAGAGAGGUCUCUCAGCAGAGAGCUGAAGAAUUCUCAGAAGCCCAGGACAUGUAUUAUCUGGAGACUUCAGCCAAGGAAUCUGAUAACGUGGAGAAACUCUUCCUUGACUUAGCGUGCCGACUCAUCAGUGAAGCCCGGCGGAACACGCUUGUGAACAAUGUUUCCUCCCCUUUACCUGGAGAAGGGAAAAGCAUCAGCUAUUUGACUUGUUGUAAUUUCAACUAAGGGCCGAGGCGAGGAGAAAAAGGAAUCGGCAGCCGCCCUGGGGGGCCACCAGUUGCUGGGCAGAUCUGGCGAUGGCUGUGGCUCCUGCUCUUGGACCUUCUGGUGCCUGUGGGCUCCUCAGCUUCCAAAGCAUGGCAGGCCCCGGGACUUGUCCACAGGCCAGCAUUAGCAGAACAUAAAAUGGUCUCACCCUUUUGCAGUCUGGAGUUGGAGCAAAGCAAAAUUCGCACUAAGCGCUCCUUGAUCUGCAGAGCAUGUUGCUUGGGUUUCUUAACAAGCAAAUAAAGGCGCAUUCCUGAAUGCAGUCCACGGGGACAUGGACGCUAGGAAUCCCUCUUGCACACCAGUGGGUGCAUGUGGGGGGCUUCAGUGGUUCUCCCUGGGGGCCUGGUUUUCCCGUCUGCCAGAUCCACCCAAACCGGGAAGGCCAAGUACUUUCUCCAUGGUGUGUGUUGGUAACUCCAUGGAGAUUUUUAAAAGUGUUCUUUUUCUUGUCCACAGGCACUUUCAUGGACUUUGGGACGUCAAAAGGAAAUGAAAUCGUUACCCCGUGACCAACAGUCACGGUCAUUGUUAAUGCACACAAGCUCCGUGACGCCUUUUGGUGCUAACAGUUCCAUAUGUCACAGACCAAAUGGUUUAGCCCAUUGAUGUCCUUACAUGGAUUCCCAGAAAUAAAAGACAUGGGGGAAGUCCAUAAAUCAGCACUCUUUCUCAACGCUUCAUUACUACUUUCUCGAGGGGGGGUUUGUUGGGAAAGGAAAUGCUUUUUCUUUCAUGUUUCUCUCCAAAUAGCUAUUCUGCUCCAGGCCUUUUUGUAUCCUCUCAUCUCUCCUGACCUUACAGUAUGUGAAAAAGUUUUAAAAAUGAAAAGAAAUAACAAUAUGAGUGACUGAUGACGUUCCUAUACAAUAGAAGGUGAGCGCUAAGACGCUGAGUAGCCUGGGAAAACAUACCAGACGUGACCAAAAAACUGCGGUUGGGUGGACUGCAGAGCAGGGUUGCAAGCAGAGCACAGCCCCCCCAUGUCCCAUUCCAUCUUUUCCUUCUUGGUCCUGCCCUUCUGGACAGACCAAGGCUUAGGAUUUUGUAGAUGUUUCCACUAUGAUGGUAAGUAAGAAUAGCAACAGAGGGGGAGUCUCACAAACCCUUCCGUACAUGCCAUCUAUCUCCCUCAGAAAAUUCUGCUUGUGGAAGCAGGUUGACCUGUCGUUUGUCACCUCCCUCAUGUAGUGACCUUAGUUGCAAAUUCAUGACCAUACUUCAAUCCUGUUUUUCUUUCUCCCUCUCAGCUUUUUCUCUUUCCCUCUCCCUUUCUCCCCACAUCAACUCCCUUUCUUAUAUGCAUGUGUUGUUAACAAUCUCCAAUCAGAUGGGAGGUGUGUAUGCCUUUAUUAGCCAAUUCCCCAAACAGAAGACGUGUGGCUGAAUCUGUCACUAUUGCUUCAGUGCCAUAUUUUGAUACCUUCCAAUUGCUUUGCUGUUUAAAUGCAAAUUGGGGGAAUAAUUAAACAUGUAUCCUGUUGAUGUUUUCAGAUGUCGCUGUCGUUUGCUGCUUAGCAUAACUCGAGGGACGGGGGAUGGAAUAAGGGUACGCCAUGUAUUUCCACUGUUGCGGACGGUGACACCUGCCAGUCCCGGCGGACUGCUGUUAGAACUCCGUUUGAAAGAAAUGAACCACGUGGAGACAUGAUAUUGAUAAACUACUUCUGGGACUAAUCAAGCUGCUCUCAGAGCGACCAGGCUCCUCCACACGGUGCCUCCGAGACUGCUUUUGGUUGGCCUCCCUGUGUUUAUCAGACGAGAUCGGGCGCGUUCAGGGUGGUAUGGCAGUAGACGGCCUCCCUGUGAUUAUCACUGCGCAGGAGAAAGGGAUCGCAGUGUCAUUUUUCUUUUCAGAAGCAAUCUCCACAGGAAAGAGAAAUCAUAUUAACAACAACUAAAAAAAUCAUUUAACAAAACCCAGUCAAAACAGUUUAUAAUAAUCAUUGCCUUUCCCACCGAGUGAGCACGUCACUGGGGUGAGAAACCAAGCACAGCAAAGCCGACGCCUGGCUUUCUGGAGCUGUUAGGAAAUGCCCUCCCCUUCUGAUUUGUUACCUUUCACUCAGAGCAAGGGCCCAGUGUCCCCAACACUGGAGCAUGACCCAAGUGUUGUGAAUGAAGUUGCUUUGCAAAGAAUUUGUUAGAAUGGACAGAUUUAAUUGUACAUAACAGCUUCUAGAGCCACACUUAAAUGCUGAAAGUCUUAUUCCUUAGCGCUCAGCCUCUUCCGGCUACCCUUACUUGACUGUCUAAGAAGGAGACAAGAGAGCUCUGCCUUGGGCUGCUUUCUCCCUGACAACUCCUCUCAGCCUCUCCAGGCUUAUAGUUAGUUACCUAGCCUGGGCCAACCAGCAGGGGCCUAUGAGAAAGGGGGCUUUAUUUCUCUUUGUUCCUUCGUUGAGUGGAUUCCAGAUUAGAUUUUAUGAACACUUGUUCAAUGAUAUAUCUCAAACUUGAGAACAGUCCCUGUUUAUAUUGUACAUAUUCAGUAACCGUUAAUAGAAUAAAUGACUUAGUGCCGAGAGGAGCUUUUUUGGUUAAAUAGAAAUUCAAGUACAACUUGAGAAAUGACACCAGUUAAAUGAAGCCAUCUUAGCGCAGGCCAAGAGCUAAACAGUUCUAUUUGCUGUGAGGCUAACUUCUAAGAGGAGCCUGCGUCAGAUACAAAUGAAUUCUUGUGAGUGGCGGAUGAACGCUGCUGCUUCACAACUGCUUUGGCCUGUCGGACUCCUAGGGUUCAUUUCUUCCAUUUCUGGUAAAAACCUUUAUUCUUGCAAAUCAUGUCAUCAAAUAUGUGGAAAAAGUUGCCAUUUCCAAUAAAAAUACAUCAUGUUCACGGCAUGGAA